AGAUCGCAGGCUGACAUCCCGGCUGGUGAAUAAUUAAGCUGCCGCCUCCUCCUGGCCGGCCCUCCAUUUCUAGGUCCCAGUCUGUAGCCUCCACCACCACCGCUGAGCAGUGGGCACCGGACAGACAGACGGUACCGACCCGGUGCUCCCAGCCCUGCGCACCAGCCUGCUGCUCAGCCCCGGCGCAGCCGCUCCAUGGCCCCCGAGAUGGACCAGUUCUACAGGUCCACCAUGGCCAUCUACAAGAGCAUCCUGGAGCAGUUUAACCCCGCCCUGGAGAACCUGGUGUACCUGGGGAACAACUACCUGCGGGCCUUCCACGCCCUGUCCGAGGCGGCCGAGGUGUACUUCAGUGCCAUUCAGAAGAUCGGGGAGCAGGCCCUGCAGAGCUCCACCUCGCAGAUCCUGGGUGAGAUCUUGGUGCAGAUGUCAGACACCCAGCGCCACUUGAACUCUGACCUGGAGGUGGUGGUGCAGACGUUCCACGGAGACCUGCUGCAGCACAUGGAGAAGAACACCAAGCUGGACAUGCAGUUCAUCAAAGACAGCCGCCAGCACUACGAGAUCGAGUACCGCCACCGAGCUGCCAACCUGGAGAAGUGCAUGUCCGAGCUGUGGCGCAUGGAGCGCAAGAGGGACAAGAAUGUGCGGGAGAUGAAGGAGAGUGUGAACCGGCUGCACGCACAGAUGCAGACCUUCGUGUCUGAGAGCCAGCGGGCCGCUGAGCUGGAGGAGAAGCGGCGCUACCGGUUCCUGGCCGAGAAGCACCUGCUGCUUUCCAAUACGUUUCUGCAGUUUUUCGGUCGGGCCCGGGGGACGCUCCAGAACCGCGUGCUGCUGUGGAAGGAGCAGUCGGAGGCCAGCCGCCAGGCGCCUCUGGGGAGGAGGACUGUGCCUGCCUCUCUGGGCCCUCACGGUGGGUGCUCAGGGACCCUCUGCUUCCCCAGCAGGAGCGGCUGGUUCCCCGAGGCCUAUGUGAAGCCACUGGAGGAGGUGCCCGUGAACCCCAUGAAUGCCUUGAACCCCGUGACCUCCAUGAACCCCAUGAACGCCUUGAACCCCAUGACCUCCAUGAGCCCCAUGAACCCCUUGAACCCAGUGACCUCCAUGAACCCCAUGAGCCCUAUGAAUGAGCUACCUUCCAGGUCCUACCCGCUCCGGGGCAGCCACAGCCUAGACGACCUCCUGGACCGGCCGGGCAACGCCACAGCACCCUCAGAGUACUGGGACGGCCAGCCCCGCUCGCGAACUCGGGUCCCGAGCCGUGCCCCCAGCCCCGCACCUACACCGUUGCCUGGCAGCCGCCGAGGCAGCAUGGGCAGCACGGGGGUGGCCAGUGACAUCAAGAAACUCAUGUCCUGGGAGCAGCAGCCACCAGAGCUCUUCCCUCGGGGCACUAACCCCUUUGCCACCGUAAAGCUGCGGCCCACUGUCACCAAUGACCGCUCGGCGCCCCUCAUCCGCUGAGGGCCUUCCUCCAUCAGGGGUCUGAGGUCGCCCCGCCACCUGCCCAGGAGCUGCCCAGAGCUGGCGGCAGCAGCAGCAGCAGCCGUGGAUCCGAGACGCCGGGGCCCUGAUCCUGGUGGGGGGCGCCCUUCCCCUGACCAAGCCCCCAGCCUGAGCAGCUCCGAGGGCCCUGGCAUGGGGUCUGGGACCUUGAAAAUAAAGCAGGCGGAAUGGGGACAGCACCACUUCUUCUCCUCCAGGGGCCCCAGGACUCUCCCUGGGGGCCUACCUCACGCCCCCCUCCUCUUUCCCCUUCUCCACCCCAGUGGAGAGGAGCCCCUUACACACCCUCCCCCGCCCGCCCGUACUUGUCCCCUUUUAACUUUUGUAAACAAUGAGAAAUAAAGCAAGUGGACAGGCA
This is a messenger RNA of Myotis brandtii (Brandt's bat), 1867 nucleotides long. It is a transcript of the gene BAIAP2L2, whose product is annotated as BAI1-associated protein 2-like 2. The coding region runs from base 196 to 1467 and encodes 423 amino acids. Lineage: Eukaryota; Metazoa; Chordata; Mammalia; Chiroptera; Vespertilionidae. Gene Ontology annotation, cellular component: cytosol; nucleoplasm. The record is from RefSeq and is a predicted model, not a curated record. The transcript has 14 exons. Gene Ontology annotation, biological process: actin crosslink formation; positive regulation of actin filament polymerization; actin filament bundle assembly.